AUGGCCGAAUCGCCAGCCGCCACGGUCACCACGCCCGAGCAGCUGAAGAAUCAGCUUGUCUCGUCCUAUGUCGAGACCUGGCGCGCCAACGGCGUUCGCGUGACGAUGCAAGAGAUGCUAUUUGAGGCUUGCCAAGUUGGUUCUACAUCAAACGGUGACGCCCGCCGGUCUGAAGUAUUCUACUUGGCUCUGAUCCCGGAUGAUGGCUAUCUCCGGGUAUGCUGUGAUGAUGCCGCGCCGGUCGACCCCAAGCUGCGAGCGCUUCAUGGCGACUCGAUGGCUAUGCUAGGAGACCCCGCGGUCGUUUCCGCUAUUACGCCGCUGCUGGAUGAGAAUAUCAGAAAGAUCGAUCUGAUCGCGUGGUUGGGCCCAAAGCCCUUGGAGGACAUGACGACCAAGGAAAAGGUUUAUUACUUGGCCAAGCAUGACCUGCAAUUCCCUUCCAAGCCCCGGGAGCCCGAAAUAGAGGUCUGCCUCCUUACUUACGACCACCAUAACAAGAUGACGUACAAAUGCCACCACACUGCGGAACCCAAAAGCCUGGAAGACCUUCACGCCUGGCUCGACUCCCUUGUCGAUCCCCUCCAUCCAGCCAGCUGGGGUCACAAUGUGCAUGGAGUCUCCAUGUCCCCUGCAGAUGGGGGGAUCAACCAGUUCAUGGACUUUCUGGGGCAAGACGAUGAAGGCCAAGACGAGCAAGACCGCAAGUGGCUGUACAAGAAGCUAUCCAAAUCCCUCAAGAAGCUUACGGACACGAGCGAGUGGCGGGCGUUGGAGACAGAGGAUGAGUUUCAGCAGCUCGUCAAGGACCAUGCCAAAAACCCCGAUGAGAUUCCAGCUUUUAUUCAGGUGUGCUCGCUCUCACCUUAG
Messenger RNA from Neoarthrinium moseri, 870 nucleotides. RefSeq lists its product as uncharacterized. The record is from RefSeq and is a predicted model, not a curated record. The coding region runs from base 1 to 870 and encodes 289 amino acids. NCBI's taxonomy places the organism in Eukaryota, Fungi, Ascomycota, Sordariomycetes, Amphisphaeriales, Apiosporaceae. The transcript has 2 exons.